UCGAAGUUAAAAUUGUUUCCAUUUCUUGUUAUUCAUAAACCAAAGAGAUCGAUCAUUUCUUCUUCGAUUGCAAAAUCUGUGCUUGUUAAAGCGCCAUGAGGAUGUCUGUGUUGCUGGUGUUUCUCUGCUACGCUAUAACUGCUGGAGCUUUCCAUAAUCGCGUGUUUCUCGGCUCUCAAUCGAUCGCUAUUAGUUCCGCUAGAUCGCCUAUAUCAGUGUUGCAUGCCAUGAGCGAUUCCAUAAUUGAUGAGGAUUCUUCGGUGAGCAAAUUUUCGGGUGCAGGUCCGGUGCAAGUAGACAUGAACAUCUACAACCUACCUUUCGAAACAGUAUUGGAAGAAUGGACUGCCAACAUGGUACCAGCAACUCCAAUGCAGGAGGAAGGCAUAUAUCUCGGAGCCAAAAACUCACGCGAACAUUUGGUGGAUGUAGUCCAAGUUGAAUUCCCGAGACUCCAGGACAUGGGUCUGGGUAUCCAACUCAUGGAGCUGGCGGGUGGCCGCGAAGACUCGCUCGGCAUUACGAUUGUUGAAGGUCUCGUAGAAGGAGGGAGUGCAGAAAAUAGUGAUAUCCUACCUGGCGAUUGUAUUACCAAGGUAGCCGUACGGAAAAGCUCGUCAACAUCAGCUCCGGUAGACAUCACUGCCGGGAUGGAUUUGACAGAGACGGUCGAAGAAAGUGCGGUUACUACUGAGUGCCUUGGAUACGAUGCGACUGUCAGCGCAAUAGUCUCCUUGCCCCCGGUAUCAUCGGAAGGUGAAACCUUCGUUCUUACUCUGAAGCGCCUGCGUCGCAAACCAAAAAUCAAUUUAACGUUACAGUAUCCACCGGAAAUGAACGAACCUGAUGUCAAGCUCGAACUCUUUGCCGGGGAGAAUUUACGGAGGAGCAUGCUUGUUAAGGGCGUCAAAUUAAACGAUGCUUUGUCGCGGCGAUUUGAUAGCGGUGGUAUCGGCGACUGCGGAGCAGAAGGGACAUGCGCCACUUGCGCUGUUAAGAUUGUACAAGGGGGAAACCUUUGCAAUCCACGAGCACAGCAAGAAGCACAAAUAUUGGUGAAGCGAGCCAACUGGCGAAUGAGCUGCAAGACAAUAGUAGGCUACGGCAUGAAAGAAGGAUCCAUGACGGUUCGUGUGAGUCCAAGACAAUGGGCUGACGGUAGUUAAUCUAUGGAUUUUAUACAUCACUGUUACGGUCUUUUCUUGGGAGCUCAAGGCUACCUUCAACUGAAGCGUUCUAUUAGUGCGCCAGACCUUAGAUUUCGAGAACUUAUGGCCAUUGUUCUUUGACAGAGCCAGUGAUGAAUCCAUGGUACCAAGCAGGCGAUAGCCACUAUGAGCUGUCAGCAAAGAAAUGUUUAUAAAGGAUUGCCGCAAAGGGACACCAAAGUGGCUGAUUUCCUGACUCG
Messenger RNA from Phaeodactylum tricornutum CCAP 1055/1, 1408 nucleotides. RefSeq lists its product with no specific name. Bases 96 to 1166 code for a protein of 356 amino acids. Gene Ontology annotation, cellular component: mitochondrion. Gene Ontology annotation, biological process: P450-containing electron transport chain. Gene Ontology annotation, molecular function: protein binding; 2 iron, 2 sulfur cluster binding. The record is from RefSeq and is a predicted model, not a curated record. Lineage: Eukaryota; Bacillariophyta; Bacillariophyceae; Surirellales; Neidiaceae. The transcript has a single exon.